AUGGUGGACGAUGUGAGCAGCAAGGGUACCAGCCCUGAGUGUGGCAAAUGGGUAGCUCAGGCUGGGCCAUCUCCUUGUGAUCUCAGUCCUGGGUAUCAAGAGCCGAUUAUGAUGACGGUCUACAAACGCCGCUUCAUCGGCGUUGCUCACCUGGCGCUCCUGAACAUUGUUGUCAGCUGGGGUUGGGUUACAUACCCAGCAGUGCCAGUAACAUCGGCGGAGUUCUUGAAUGUCAGCGUAAAUGCGAUCACCUGGCUUAGUACGGGCACUCUCUUCGCCUACUGUAUUAGUGCGCCAUUUGUGUUCCAAACAGUGGAGCGGCUGGGGUUGAGAGGAUCCAACAUCGUCACCUCCGUACUUUUACUAGUUGGGAAUUGGAUUCGUUAUGCAGGGACAGUUUCGGGGGUUAGGAACUAUGGAGUGGUUAUGUUUGGCCAAAUUGUCAUUGGCCUGGCUCAGCCUUUCUGCCUGUCAACGCCCAGCAAGUUCAGUGAGAGUUGGUUUACAGACAAGGGCCGUACCAGUGCCACUGCGAUCGCCACUCUGGCUAAUCCGUUGGGCGCAGCUCUUGGACAGUUUGCGAACCCGUACCUCGCUAAAAUACCAGAUGAUAUACCCCGAAUGAUCCUGAUAAUUUCCAGUAUUUCCUCGGUGGCCAUCAUGCCUUCCUUGUUCAUUCCGUCGAAGCCACCCACUCCACCUUCAACAGCCGCCGCAGUUAAUCGAACACCACUAUUGGUUGCGCUCAAGGAUGUAGCUAGAAAACGAAACUUCUGGCUUCUCUCUCUGCCAUUCUCCAUCUAUGUGGCGCUAUUCAAUUCCACCAUUACCCUGAUCAGCCAGGCGGUAAUACCUUAUGGUGCUACCGAAGAGGAGGCGGGCAUCGCCGGCGGAGUUCUGAUUGGCACAGGGCUGCUGGGAGCAGCUGUCCUCUCACCACUGAAUGAUAGGUUCAAGUGGUAUAUGGGCACCAUUCGGAGCUUCCUUCCUAUCGCCUGUGCUAUGUACAUCGCGCUCAUCUUCGCACCGGCCAGCGCUUGGGGUAUGUGGCCUACAUAUCUAGUCUGUGCGAUCCUGGGGUUUUCGUCAUUUAGCAUUCUUCCAGUCUUGCUGGAGCUUCUGGCCGAAAUAACAUUUCCCCACUCCCCUGAAAUAGGCAGCAUAAUCUCUUGGUUUGGUGGACAAAUAUUCGGCGCAGUGUUCAUUAUUGCUCAGUCUGCAAUGGUUGCUGGGCCCUCUGCUCAUCCGCCAUACAAUAUGCGUUGGUCUCUUACGUUUGCAGCGAUUGUGAGCGCAGUGUUCUUGCCAGCGCCACUGCUACUGACUCUAGUUGACCCUGGGGUUGUACGCCAGCGAGAGCGGUGGCAUAACGCAGGCCUCGAAGCUGUCAGAAAUUCCGCUUGA
Messenger RNA from Aspergillus bombycis, 1404 nucleotides. RefSeq names its product cell surface receptor/MFS transporter (FLVCR). The record is from RefSeq and is a predicted model, not a curated record. The coding region runs from base 1 to 1404 and encodes 467 amino acids. The transcript has 4 exons. Gene Ontology annotation, biological process: transmembrane transport. Gene Ontology annotation, cellular component: membrane. NCBI's taxonomy places the organism in Eukaryota, Fungi, Ascomycota, Eurotiomycetes, Eurotiales, Aspergillaceae. Gene Ontology annotation, molecular function: transmembrane transporter activity.